UCAGUUACAUUCAGUUCUCCAUCAAUUCGCCUUUCCAGCAUCGCUUUAGUCCCCUUUUUUUGCGCUUCAUUUUUCCUGGAACGAGAGAAGAUGCCAACACCUACUUCUACAUCCCUAGCCUCCACCACUACAACUAGUCCCACAGCGUCCUGCACCACCGCCGUCCCCGGGAAAUAUGGCUACGUCCCACCGGACGCUUGCAACGCCUACUGGGCCUUCUCUCCAUCCUUCGCCGCCGCCGUCGCCUUCUCAACCCUCUUCGGUAUCCUCAUGCUUGCGCAAAUCUGCCUCGCCAUCCUCUUCCGUAAAGGCUUCUGCUGGGUCAUGAUCAUGGGCGCGUCCUGGGAAGUUGUCGCCUUCAUCACCCGAGCACUCGGCGCGCACCACCAGCAGUCCCUAGCCUAUGCGUUCGUCAGUUCGCUGCUGUUUCUCCUCGCUCCGCUGUGGGUCAACGCGUACGUGUACAUGACGGCUGGGCGCUUGAUAUGGACUUUCCAUCCCGAGAAGAGGGUUUGCGGCGUCAAAGCCCUCAGUAUCGGGAAGUACUUCGUCUGGCUGGACAUCUUCUCCUUCAUUGUGCAGGGCAUUGGCGGCUCCAUGCUCUCGCCCGGCGCCAGCGCGGACACCAUGAAGCUGGGCAAGAACAUCUACAUGACCGGCCUCGGCGUCCAGCAGCUCUUCAUCCUGCUCUUCAUCGCCCUCGUCGUCCGCUUCCACGUCGAGGUCCUGCGCUACGAACAAACCGGAACCGCCACACUCGUAAACAACAAGUGGAAAUGGGUCACAUACGCACUGUACGCUUCUCUGGUGCUCAUCACCAUGCGUAUCAUCUUCCGCCUCAUUGAGUUCUCCGCCGGAACCGACAUCUCCAACCCUCUGCCCUACCAUGAGAUAUACCCUCUCGUGCUUGAUGCGAUGCCGAUGUUGAUUGCGAUUUUCAUACUCACGGUUGUGCAUCCUGGAUUGGCGCUCAAGGGGCCCGAGAGCGAGUUCCCGAGCAGGAAGGAACGGAAGGCUGAGAAGAAGAAGAUUAAGGCGGAGAAGAAGGCGCGGAAGCGGGAGAGGAAGAUGGCGAAGAAGGGUGCGUUGGCGAUGGAUACGAGUUAUGAGCACCAGCAGGCAUCGAGGGAGGAGUUGAUGCGAGAGGAUAUUGAGAUGGGGCAUAGGAUAUAAUCUCGCGGGCGAAGUGAGCACUGUAAGCCUAUUUUGGAGGGCAGCAGAGGACAGCAGGAGUACGGGUGUUCAAGGCGUUCGUUGUGCUAGGCUUGACUGUUGGACUAUUCCUGUCCUUCAUACCAAUUACAGUUUCCU
This is a messenger RNA of Trematosphaeria pertusa, 1311 nucleotides long. RefSeq lists its product as uncharacterized. The record is from RefSeq and is a predicted model, not a curated record. The coding region runs from base 91 to 1173 and encodes 360 amino acids. Gene Ontology annotation, cellular component: membrane. The transcript has a single exon. Lineage: Eukaryota; Fungi; Ascomycota; Dothideomycetes; Pleosporales; Trematosphaeriaceae.